CAUAUGGGUACAUAGUGUAAUUUCCUAGUGCACAAACAAUUACUUCCUUAAUAAAAUAAUAUAUCCAUAUUUACUUUCCUAUUUCACUUUUAGUAGACAAAAAUAGAAUUUUUUCAAAUUUGAGUCUAAAAAUUCCGAAUUGACAUUUCUUUAAUGAUUUACCAGCCAAAAUCCGAGAACACCUUAAGUGUUGAAUUUAAUUAAAAUGUUUGUACCAGUGACACAACGUUACAGGUAAGAGAGUCUUAAGCCGCGUCAAUCAACGUAGAGCGCUAUCGAUCAAACUUUGACGGGAUUCGGGAUCCGGUCACGGGACAUUGUACAACAUACACUGACAACAAAUAUAUAAGACAGCAACUCCCCCUGCGAUGAAGCACAUUCGAAUAUUGCAUCUUCACAUUACAACAUGGAUACUCAUUACUCCGGUGGAAAUCUAUUAUGUCUUGUGGUCGUCAUGACCUUGUAUUGUGCUGUGCCUAUUCACAGUGCACCAACACCAUACAAGACAAGUGAAGCAACACAAGAACCCCCCGAAAUGAAGAUAUGUCAGUCCUGUGAAUUGUACUGUAUGUCAAAACACAAUGUUGUUACUGAUAUCUGCAACGAGUGCCAGUGUGAACCACCAAAAGCAGAGCUGACCAUUCCCAACAAGCACUACUGCUAUUUCAGGAAAUGUGAACAAGAAUGUGAUAAAGGAUAUCAAACUGAUUCAAAUGGAUGUCCUACGUGUGAUUGUAUUGCUUGAACAUGAACAUGAACAAAUAUUAUUGUAUUGCUUGAGCAUGAACAUGAACAACUAUUAUUGUUAUUCUCUUUGAAUUACCUGGCUGUGAUCUCUAUCUUUGUUAUCUA
Molecule: messenger RNA, 852 nt
Organism: Saccostrea echinata
Lineage: Eukaryota; Metazoa; Mollusca; Bivalvia; Ostreida; Ostreidae
Product: antistasin-like
Exons: 3
Coding region: 407-745 (112 amino acids)
Molecular function (GO): serine-type endopeptidase inhibitor activity
Source: RefSeq, a predicted model, not a curated record